ACGAAAUUAAGAAAAUUGGUUAUAAUUUAAUUAACAUAUUACAAAUAACACAAUGUAACAAAUGUGCACGUACAAAAAUGCUCAAAAGUAUUUCUAGCUUAAAUGUCAUAAGUUAGUUUGUCAACAUAUACCUACGGUUGUUGCAAUAAUAAUAUAAAACAGUGAACCCCCCACAGGAAUUGAUUUCAUUGAAACCCCCUGGAUAACUACUCUUCUUCAGUAUGAGGAGACCGAGUUUGUUUAAAACUUUCACUUUGCUAUGCUUUAUUAUUGUGGUCGUUUAUAUUUUUUCUGUAAAUAAUAGGACAGCUAAAAUUUCAAACAAUGAACUUAAAACAGACUUUUCACUACCUCCGCCACAACCUGUAUCGCAGAAAACUGUCGAGAAUACUAUAACAAUAUCGUUUGUUGUUUGUGACUCAAGAUUCAAUGAAUCCCUCAACGUCGUGAAGUCAGUCCUACUGUUUACCAAAUCUCCAGUCCGUUUUAUAAUAUUUAGUGAUGAAAACCUUAAAAAUAAGUUCGAAGACACUCUGAAAGCAUGGCAGAAACUUGCAAGAUACCGUUUGACUUAUGAAAUACAUGACAUAAAAUUUCCCAAAGCCCAUGAAAAAGAUUGGCUGAAUUUAUUUAGCAAAUGUGCUGCUCAAAGAUUGUUCAUACCAGAUCUAGUCCCACACAUAGACACCAUGAUAUAUGUUGACACUGACACACUGUUUUUGGGACCAGCGGAGGUCCUGUGGCAGAAGUUUACAGAGUUCAACAGCUCACAAAUAUCUGCCAUGGCCCUCGAAGACGACAACCCUAAUGUGUCGUGGUAUCCACGUUUUGCUAAACAUCCUUUUUAUGGACAAUAUGGCUUAAACUCAGGAGUGAUGCUCAUGAAUCUAACAAGAAUGAGAAACUUUGGUUGGGUGGACUAUGUGACUCCAAUAAUGCUCAAGUGGAAGCUUUAUAUACCUUGGGGAGAUCAGGACAUAAUCAAUAUAAUAUUUCACUACCACCCGGGCGCGGUGCGGGUGCUGUCGUGCCGCCACAACUACCGGCCCGACCAGUGCAUGUACGGGGACGCGUGCGCGCGCGCCGCCGCCGGCGUCAGCGUGCUGCACGCCAGCCGCCGCGCCGCGCACAACAACAAGCAGCCCGCUUUUCAGGCAAUCUACCGGGCGAUAGACGAGUACGAGAUCGGCGGUGACCCGCGCCAAGUGGUGCUCAACAUGGAUAAGUAUCUGACAGCCGCCCCGGACUCCUACUGCGGGAACAUGAAGGACGCCUUCCUGAAACUGCCGCUGCAGAUACUGACGCCCGAUGUUAGGUAGCCAGUGGCGUAGCUAAGGCCGGUAGGGGGUGUAUUUUAUCGCCCAACUUAUUACUAUGGCCGCCAUGGAUAGGAAAUCUAUCGACAGCGGCAAUCGAUAGAUUUCCUAUCAGAAUCUACCGUGUCAUCGUAGCUGGCUGCUGAUAAUUAGGCAUAUAAAACGAUAACUUAUUCUUUAAGAAUCUUUGAAGUGUUCUAGUGCUCCCUAGAUGGUAAUUCAGCAUGACAUGCAUCUACGUGACAGUAUUAAUUGUUGCAUGACAUGCCGAUCGCGAAACGAUCAUGCACAUAUUGCAGGUCAAUCAAUGUAUAGCACGUAGUUUGCAUGUCAUUCACAUCAAUCAAUGCAAUAAACGAUCAUGCGUGCAUGUCAGCACGUAACGCAUGUAAUGCUGAAUUAUCGUCUAUUUUGUGCUUUAGAUCUGAUAUGGAAAAAGUCUCAGCAAACUAUAGUAUGGUUUAUAUGAAAACAUUAAUAUACCAAUUGGUCGCGCUUUUUUAACAUAUAAAUUGUACUAAACAAUCAAUUUAUAUUAUAAUAAUCUACUAUAUAUCUAUUUCAGUGACGUAACUAUAACAUGCGGGGCCCGUGGCAAAUUGAUGUGGCCUUGUCACCUGUGAGUAAAAA
Aricia agestis (brown argus) is the source of this 1946-nucleotide messenger RNA. RefSeq names its product glucoside xylosyltransferase 1 (gene shams). NCBI's taxonomy places the organism in Eukaryota, Metazoa, Arthropoda, Insecta, Lepidoptera, Lycaenidae. The record is from RefSeq and is a predicted model, not a curated record. The transcript has 6 exons. The coding region runs from base 222 to 1319 and encodes 365 amino acids. Gene Ontology annotation, biological process: protein O-linked glycosylation via N-acetylgalactosamine. Gene Ontology annotation, molecular function: UDP-xylosyltransferase activity.